CCGUGAGCGAUGUCGGCCGGUCUCAGGAGGAAGGAGACCCACCCACGAGGCAAAGGAUGCUUGUGACAUUCAGCAUUACCACCUAUACCUCAACAACCCAAAAGUGAGCUGCUGUGAAUGAGAAUUGCGACAUGGAGCGACAGCAGGUCACUGAGCGCAGCGCGAGCGCAAAUGCUUCAGUGCGCGAGAAUCUACCGCACAGCACGCUCCGCCGCCUCUCCCCUCUUGCGAUCACACAGGAAGAGAGAGUAAAGGUCCAAACUUCAACCGGAGUGAAGAAACAUCAGCAUAAACACAAUCUUAAACGCCGCUUUGAAGUGCUUGAGACGCUGGGCAAGGGCACGUACGGAAAAGUCAAGCGCGCGGUGGAGAGAGAGUGUGGAAAGACGGUGGCUAUUAAAUCCAUUAGAAAGGACAUAUUAAGGGACGAUCUGGAUCGAGCUCAUAUCCAGAGAGAAAUUGAAAUCACUGCCUCUCUUUUGCACCCAAAUAUCAUCCAUCUAUAUGAGGUGUUUGAGAGCAGAGAGAGGAUUGUGAUGGUGAUGGAAUAUGCGAGUGGAGGAGAACUAUAUGAAUACAUUCAGGAGAAACAGAAACUAUCAGAGGAGGAGGCCAGACAUUUCUUCAGACAGAUCACCUCUGCUGUACACUACUGUCAUAAAAAUGGUGUAGUUCAUAGGGACAUCAAACUAGAGAACAUUCUUCUGGAUAAAGACUUAAAUGUGAAGUUAGCUGAUUUUGGAUUGUCCAACCACUACACGAGAGACCAUUUUCUGGACACGUUCUGUGGGAGCCCUCUUUAUGCAUCACCAGAGAUAAUUAAUGGACUUCCAUACCAAGGACCAGAGGUGGAUUGCUGGUCCCUUGGCGUGCUGCUUUAUGCUUUGGUUUAUGGCUCAAUGCCUUUUGAUGGCACAAGUUACACCAUCCUUAAAGAGCAGAUCCGCCAAGGACGAUAUAAGACACCAGAUAUCCAAUCAGUGGCAAGUUCACUGAUCAGAUGGAUGCUUACUGUGAGAGUAGAGAACAGAGCAACUGUGGAAGACAUAGCAAACCACUGGUGGUUAAACCGAAACUGUCCAACAACCAUGUGUGAUGGAAAAUCCAAUGGUCCCAACCCUCCCGACACUGCAAUUUGCCUCAGCUCUCUUUCAGGGGUAAUUGACACUCAACCGUGGGUCUUCACCAAGUCCAGAAAGGAUCACAAGGAAAGAACAUUCACCCAGAACAACCCUUCUUCUACCAACAACUCUGUUCCUCUGUCACCUCUUCAAUCCCAUACCCAGCCCAUGAAACUGCCAAGAAGACCAUUCUGAAGAAACUC
Myxocyprinus asiaticus (Chinese sucker) is the source of this 1324-nucleotide messenger RNA. RefSeq names its product NUAK family SNF1-like kinase 1. Gene Ontology annotation, cellular component: cytoplasm. Gene Ontology annotation, molecular function: ATP binding; protein serine/threonine kinase activity; tau-protein kinase activity. Lineage: Eukaryota; Metazoa; Chordata; Actinopteri; Cypriniformes; Catostomidae. Gene Ontology annotation, biological process: intracellular signal transduction; microtubule cytoskeleton organization; protein phosphorylation. The coding region runs from base 132 to 1316 and encodes 394 amino acids. The transcript is spliced from 8 exons. The record is from RefSeq and is a predicted model, not a curated record.